AUUCAAUUCAAUCAAAUCCUUCCCUUGUCGUCGUGCACGCUUCUUCUUCUUCUUCUUCUUCUUAUUACUUGAGCUGUGUGGUGGCAGAUACCUUUCUUGAAACCAUCAGUUCACACACGCAGCCUUGCUUGCCUGCCUCUGCCUGAUAAAAAUCUAUCCUCUCCUUUCUUCGAUUGCAUAAUUUUCAUUAAGCUUAGCUUGUUGUUCGUCAUGGCGACCACGAACAAGGAUGCUACUAUUCCAUCUGAUGAGAAAACAGGUUCGGCUUCGGGUGCAGAAAUUAACAGCAAAGACUCCUCAUCUAAAUCAUCAGAAACCUCCUCAACCUCUGGGGAACAAAGAAGAGCUCCUUCUCAAUCUCCAGGACUGGGAGGUGCUGCUGCUGCUGCUGCUGGAUUUCCUCCUAGUCCUUUUGAUUUCUCUGCUAUGACUGGCCUGCUUAAUGACCCGAGCAUCAAGGAGUUAGCCGAGCAGAUAGCCAAAGAUCCUUCAUUCAACCAGAUGGCAGAGCAGCUCCAGAAGACUUUUCAAGGAGCGACAGCCGAAGAUGCUAUCCCUAACUUUGAUACUCAACAAUACUAUUCAACCAUGCAACAGGUUAUGCAGAAUCCUCAAUUUAUGACUAUGGCUGAGCACCUUGGCACUGCAUUAAUGCAGGAUCCAUCAAUGUCUCAAAUGCUUGAGAGUUUCACAAACCCAUCGCAAAAGGAUCAGAUUGAGGAGCGAAUGACACGAAUAAGAGAAGAUCCUUCUUUAAAGCCUAUUUUAGAAGAGAUAGAGUCCGGUGGUCCAGCUGCCAUGAUGAGGUACUGGAAUGAUAAAGACGUUCUCCAGAAGUUGGGUGAAGCAAUGGGUCUUGCAGUUUCCGAAGAAGCAGGCACUUCUGUGGAAACUUCUGGACACGAGGAAGCAGAAGAAGCAGGAAAUGAGGAUGAAUCAGUUGUCCAUCACUGUGCCAGUGUUGGUGAUGUUGAGGGUUUGAAAAAUGCUCUAGCCUCUGGUGCGGACAAGGAUGAAGAAGAUUCAGAGGGAAGAACUGCAUUGCAUUUUUCCUGCGGAUAUGGGGAGGUGAAGUGUGCCCAAAUUCUUCUCGAGGCUGGGGCAACUGUUGAUGCACUGGAUAAGAACAAGAACACCGCCCUGCAUUAUGCAGCUGGUUAUGGAAGGAAGGAGUGUGUAGCCCUUUUACUGGAAAAUGGCGCUGCAGUUACACUUCAGAACAUGGAUGGCAAGACGCCCAUUGAUGUUGCUAAACUCAACAACCAGCAAGAGGUGCUAAAGUUGCUCGAGAAGGAUGCCUUCCUGUAACUUGGCAUGUCAUGGGACUCGAGCGUUUUAAACAAUUUGAUGUCUUUAUUAUCAUCUGAUUGCUGCUUCUUGAGUUUUGUGAUUGGUGGCAUAAUUAUUCUGUCUUGUGUAUCUGGGAUUAGAUAGGCAUGCGAUGAAAUGUUCUAUUCCAUGCUCCAUACAUUAUCUGCCUGCAACUGAGAACAUAUCGAAAAUGGUUUUGAUUGGAGACCGUAUUUUAUUUAUUUAUUUAUUUAUUCUUGUUUUA
Molecule: messenger RNA, 1555 nt
Organism: Populus nigra (black poplar)
Lineage: Eukaryota; Viridiplantae; Streptophyta; Magnoliopsida; Malpighiales; Salicaceae
Product: ankyrin repeat domain-containing protein 2B-like
Exons: 9
Coding region: 211-1308 (365 amino acids)
Biological process (GO): protein targeting to chloroplast
Cellular component (GO): chloroplast outer membrane
Molecular function (GO): chloroplast targeting sequence receptor activity; protein binding
Source: RefSeq, a predicted model, not a curated record